CGGCAAUUCACAAUUCGCAAAGCUAACUAUCUCUUAAGAGCCGUUUAGCAAUAUCGCAUGAAUCUAGAUCUAUCUCCGGUUCUACUGAAGUUUUCAAUUUUUUGUUCUUAACCAGUGGAUAACAGAAGCUCAUUAUAGUAUGAAAUGAAGUGGUACAUCACUUUUCAAUUAUUUUUAAUAUCUGAAAAUGCGUGUCAAUACGCUUUAAGUAAAACGAUCUCUUCAAAGUCCUGCCUAACACGAAACGGUUACUUGAAGGGAAGCUAUUACGAAAGUCAUACGUGUGUUGAUUGUUUCAUAUUUCUCUUUCAGAACAAAUUUGAAGCCAGGAAACAAAAGAAUAAAUUAUUACUGAAUUUCACGACAAAUUCCCUGAUUGUAAAUUUGAGAGGAAAAUCAGAUUUCUCAAAAGUUUGCUCUAUAAUUGGUAAUAGAGACUGUUCCAGACUUAAAAGUUGUUGCGAAUCAGCCAUAAAAUGCUGCAAAACUCAAACUGAAAACCGACCGGAAGAUAAAAAGGGUUAUUGUCCAUCUACUUGGGACGGGUAUGGUUGCUGGAGCGCAACCCCACCUAAUUCGGUGGCAACAAUGCCGUGCCCAACAUUUAUAGAUAAUUCGAUACCAUCACUAUUUGCUGAAAAGAAAUGUGAGGCGAACGGAAGCUGGUAUAUAGAUCCAAAGAAUAAAAGGGAAUGGACAAACUAUACCACUUGCCUAAAUUUAUCUGAUAAGAAGACAGCCAUCUACAUUAGCGUUGCGUGGAACGUAGCCAGCUUAGUUUUACUGGUACCAUCUGUAUGCCUAUUCACACGUUAUAGACAACUGCGAAAACAAUAUAGGAUUCGUCUUCAUAUUAAUCUAUUUCUUUCAUUUAUUAUUACUUCUACUGUCUACCUAAUUUGGGAUCUCGGAAUAGUAUACAGAAACUUGACAUCUUCAACAAGUAAUAGUAUAAUAAGAGCAAAUUCGCUGGCCUGCAGAUGUUUAAACAUGCUAACAAGGUAUAGUACAAGUGCAAAUUAUAUGUGGAUGCUGGCCGAAGGUACAUAUCUUCAUCAACUGAUUGUUCGUACCUUCGAGCCCCCCGAAUCAUUGGGUCGAUACUACUUAAUUGCUUGGGGAUUUCCUUGGUUACCGAUAACGGCUUAUAGUUUAAUAAGGUUCCUGAACGCUAAUUCAAGUUGUUGGAUUCAAAAUCUUGGGUGGUUAGAAUGGAUAAUUUACGGUCCCAAUCUGAGUGCCUUAUUGCUAAAUACUGUAUUUUUGGUCAACAUUUUAAGAAUACUUCUUACAAAACUUCAAUCUCACCCAAAUGAACCCAAUAAUUUCAGACGAGCCUUGAAAGCAACUUUGAUCCUAAUUCCCCUGUUUGGACUCCAACUUAUGUCGGUAAUAUACCGUCCAAGGUCUUCGUCUAUAGUUUUCAAAUAUUAUGAAUGGUUUUCCGAAUUUAUAACAAACUCUCAGGGAUUUCUGGUAUCUCUGAUAUUCUGUAUUUGUAACGGUGAAGUGAUAGGUCAUGUUAGAAAGAGCUUACCAACGAAGAAUAAGAAAUCAAAAAGAGAUGAGCCUAGAUCAUCUACCCAAUUUGUUACAUGUACAGCAGAUGACGAUAGGAGAAAGAGCAGUGCUACAAGCGAUCGAAAGUACAUUCAGUUGAGAAUAUUAAGAGACAAUAGGGAAAAUUAAUUGUCGAACAUAAUUUAUAAUGUUCUCAUAAAUAGCAAAUAUAUAUAAUGUAUAUCCCGAUUAUACUAAUAUAAACUCAUAGAUGGCGUUACAGCUUAUCCUGACCAUCCCACUAUAAACAGGAUAUUUAAGUUGAAAAGUACAGAUUUUGUUUUGUAUACUCUAACCACAGCAUGUAUACUGCAAAUAGUGUUCCUUUACGUUUUUAUGCAUAUCUAUACAUGCAGUAUACACAGUGUACUCAGUUUAUGUGUACAGUUAACAAUAUUAUAUUAGAAUAUAUAUCUACAUAUAUAAAUGAAUAUAUGCUAUAUUUACUUAAUUGUAAUAAUUUUAUAUCUAUAUAUAAGUAUUGUAUGGAAAGUACUUUAUCUGAACUGGAUAAAAAUAUCAAAAAAGACGUACCUAGAUGUUCAGACGUCUAAAAAAAGAUAUCGAAUACAAAUAUUGUCUUUAUUAAUACCUAAUUUAGCAUGAAAUGCAUGCCAAAAAGCCUUAAAAAUAUUAGAAGAGUGUGCACUGGUGUAAAAUAAUUACACACAUGCAUUUUGCUAUCUUAGAUGUAUUGAUAUAUUGUGUCUCUUAGAUAAAAUAUAAUAUAUAUAUACGUGUGUGUGUGUGUAUCUGUAUUUGAUUAUAAGUUGCAUAUACCUUCAUAUCCUCGCUUGUCAUUAUAAGUGCUCGUAUAUGUAGUGUAAAGCAUGUAAAGAGUGUACUCACUAUUGUAUCUACAUAUAUUUACUACAAAAAUACUCUAGUUUUUAGGUUAAAUUUCUGUGUUUGUAGAAAAGAGUAUUACACUGUAAAUCAGUUGCAUUUAGUGUAUAUUGCAAUCUCACCUAAAUAAAAUGUAUAUGCAUAUUUAUUUGAUGGGCUGAUACAUUUGAAUGGAUUUA
This is a messenger RNA of Dimorphilus gyrociliatus, 2585 nucleotides long. The record is from the annotation of a GenBank genome assembly. NCBI's taxonomy places the organism in Eukaryota, Metazoa, Annelida, Polychaeta, Dinophilidae.